This is a messenger RNA of Adineta ricciae, 276 nucleotides long. NCBI's taxonomy places the organism in Eukaryota, Metazoa, Rotifera, Eurotatoria, Adinetida, Adinetidae. The record is from the annotation of a GenBank genome assembly.
AUGGUAUACGCGAAUAGUCAUGAAGAGAAACCACCGGUGAAUUCUGAGAUUAUCUGUCCUGAUGGAGUGUCCGUCUGUCCAUCAACUAGCACAUGUUGUAUUUCUGUCGACGGUGAUUACUCUUGCUGUCCAAUUGAAAGUGGCGUCUGUUGUUCGGAUCAUAUCCAUUGUUGUCCUAAACAUUACAAAUGCGAUUUAAAAAUCUUCAAAUGUGAUCGUGUUUUCAACGCCAAAAUUCUUUCAAUGGAACCAUCAUUGAAUAAAGUUGAAAUUUAA